Molecule: messenger RNA, 2346 nt
Organism: Fusarium sp. VM40
Lineage: Eukaryota; Fungi; Ascomycota; Sordariomycetes; Hypocreales; Nectriaceae
Source: the annotation of a GenBank genome assembly
AUGAAGCUAUACAGUCUGUUGCAGGCCUUACUAUUCUCAGUAUGGGUAGUCGUCGAUGCUGAGGCAACUCAAAAACCGGCGGCUGGCUCUUCCAGAACUGGUCGCAGAAGCAGUGGAAACACCCGCAAGUUUAUCGUUGAAGUCGAGCCGAAUCGAGGCCUAGCCACAGUGACACACCAGCUUCUUACAAAACCCAACCACAAAAGGCCACUGUUCCAGAGCUUUGAUUGUAGUGAUGCCUUCAACGGCAUGGUGUUGGAAACCGACACCGAUAACUUAGACACGCUCCGUCAGAUGGAAGGUGUUGUCAACGUAUGGCAAGCUCACAAAGUAUCAAUGCCAGAGGUCCACAGGUCGACCAAUGGCCCAUCAUCUGCUGCGAGAAACUACUCAGUUCAUCACUGGACUGGCGUUGACAAACUUCACGCAGCUGGCAUCCGUGGAAAAGGGUCAACCGUUGCUAUAAUAGACACAGGUAUCGACUACACACACAAAGCGCUUGGGGGUUGCUUUGGCCCUGGAUGCAAAGUCAAGGGAGGCUAUGACCUUGUUGGAGCAGAGUGGGAGACACACAAUGUGAAAAGGCACCCAAAGCAGCCUGAUAAUGACCCCAUGGACUACCAAGGUCAUGGAACUCAUGUGGCUGGUAUUAUUGCUGCCGAGAAUGAAUGGCUUAUUGGAGUUGCGCCUGAUGCUGAACUUCUCAUCUACAAGGCCCCUAACGUGCGUCAGGAUCCUUGGGAGACUGACGAGGAGACUAUCAUGCAAGCAUUAUGUGAUGCUUAUAACGCAGGAGCCGAUAUUAUCACCUCGAGCAUUGGACAGCCGAACGGGUGGUCCGACAACCCUUGGGCUGUGCUAGCCAGCCGCUUGGUAGAUAAGGGUAUCGUUGUGAUAGCAUCUGCUGGCAAUGAAGGAGAGUUCGGACCAUUUUAUUCCAGUAGUGGUGCUGUUGGCCACGGGGUUCUCGCAGUUGCUGCCGCUAAUGUCACAACGAAACCAAAUGCCAAUAGAACUGGAGAGGACUCUGGACCACAACCCGCCUACUUCACUACAUGGGGGCCGACAAAUGAGUUACUUCUCAAGCCCGAUAUUGCCGCUCCUGGUUAUAUGAUCAUGAGUACAGUGCUAAAUCAAAGCUACGAUGAGCUGAGCGGGACAUCCAUGUCAGCACCAUACAUCGCAGGCAUUGCGGCCUUGUUCGUUGGCCAAUAUGGCGGUCGUGCUUUUAACGGUGCCGGUUUUGCCAAGAUGCUUCGAGAUCGCAUUGCUUCGAGCGGAACAAGCCUGCCGUUUAUGAACAACCAUUACGUUCACAAUUACAAAGCUUCGCCAUUUCAAGUAGGUACCGGUUUGGUAGACGCAUGGAAAGUUCUCAACUACGAUACUCAGCUUGAGUACGAGCCUUUCGCACUAAAAGACACAGAGUUAUUCGAACCUCGAUGGAAUUUUAACAUUACCAAUACUGGUGGAAGGGCACAUGAGUACACGUUCAAACUCGAACCCCAAGGAGGCUUUAACAUCUUCGAUAGUGACUACGGGGUGGUCUUACUCUACGGCGUUGAGCCUAAGAACAUCGUUCCUCUUGUAAGACUCCCACAUACAGUCUUCAUAGAACCAGGAGAAACGAGGGAAUUGAGUGUGACCUUUGGCCUUCCCGAGGUUGACGACGACUACUUGCCGCUGUAUGGUGGCAAGGUAUGGAUCAACUCUGACCACGGAGAGAAGCUAUCUAUCCCUUAUGGAGGAGCUGCGUACGAUACGGAGAAAGCAUUUGACAAUAUGUUCAUUAUUGAGCCGUUUGUCACAGACACAGACAAAGAUUUGUCCUGGUCUUUUAAUAUCGAAAAUGAUCCGAACGACUUCAUUGAGAUUGGUGGCCGGAUAUCAUACGCUUGUAACAAUCUUCGAUGGGAUAUAUUUGAGCAAGGUUGGACAGAGUCAUUGUGGACGUACCCCCCAGAAGUUGGCAAGCAUGGCUACAUUGGGGCAGCAACAACGAUGCGAGAUGCCGAAGAGUUCUGGUUCUUUGACCCCACUGUCAACGACCCCAAUGAUACAGUCUCUUUCCCUCUUAAACGUGAGCCACGCGGCUUUCAUGUCUUUUGGUGGUUUGGUAAGCUCGCAAACGGGACGAGAAUAACACCCGGAAACUAUACCAUGCGAUUUGCAGCCUUGAGACCUUAUGGAAACCCAAACAUCUCGGAUCAUUGGGACGUCAUGUACAGACCGGUGGAAAGCACCAUACAGGUGCUGCCGUACAACGGUACACGCAACUCGACCCUUAAGUACAAGGCUCCCACGUACCGGACGCCGAGUCUAGGUAGUGCUACAUUCAAGGGUUAG